Messenger RNA from Saccharomycopsis crataegensis, 414 nucleotides. It is a transcript of the gene BUD31, whose product is annotated as U2 snRNP complex subunit BUD31. The transcript has a single exon. Gene Ontology annotation, cellular component: spliceosomal complex; nucleus. Gene Ontology annotation, biological process: mRNA splicing, via spliceosome. The coding region runs from base 1 to 414 and encodes 137 amino acids. Lineage: Eukaryota; Fungi; Ascomycota; Saccharomycetes; Ascoideales; Saccharomycopsidaceae. The record is from RefSeq and is a predicted model, not a curated record.
AUGCCGAAAAUAAAAACCAAGCGGACGAAAGCUGCUCCAGAAGGGUUCGAUAAUAUCAAGUCGCAACUCGACAAAUAUGAAGCGGAAUUGAAAGACAUUGAAGCUUCGAAACUAACCAAGACGUCAAAUAAAAACGAGCAUUCCUGGGCGGUACUCCGUGUCCAUCACCAACGGUCGCGAUACAUUUAUGAAUUAUAUUACAAGAAGAAAAUCAUCUCGAAUGACUUGUACCAAUGGUUAUUGAAGCAGAAGUAUGCCGAUGCGGGACUCAUUGCCAAAUGGAAGAAACAGGGUUAUGAAAAGUUGUGUUGUUUGAGAUGUCUUGAAAAAAAAUGCGUUUGUCGAGUACCCAAGAAUGAAGAGAAAGUGAGAUGCAUCAAUUGUGGGUGCUAUGGUUGUGCUUCUGGGGGGUGA